GGCUAGUGACUUGGACUUGCCUUGGACGGUAUAUAAGUAAGUCUUGUCGACCAUCAUUUUCUUAUAACCGCUCUUUUCUCCACGGGAAAGUUCCCUUCUGAAUCCUCGUAACACCUGUAAUCUUUUUGAUUUCAACUUGCUACCUAAAAGGAUUUCUGGCAACAUGCAAAUUCCUGCUCCAAAUAACGCACUCCAGCGCACGAGUCCGAUCAAUAAGUUGCCUCUAGAGACUCUCCACGACAUAUUCAAGUUGGGCGUGUCCUGUCGCAACUCCCAAAAACGCAUCGAUUUUGCGGUCUUGGUAUCGCAUGUUUGCAGAAAAUGGCGCAACGUCGCUAUCAGCUCCUCCUCUCUGUGGACGGAUAUCACCAUCACGAGCGAUAAUAUGCAUGAUGUUGACUCGGAUGUACAGCUUGCUAUCGUCAACAAAUCUCUUAUUCGUGCAAGGGAGUUCGCCUUCCGCUCUGGAGUCUUUCCGUUGUUUGUUCGACUUAAAUUGCUCACUAUACACAACUCCAAAGUUCUUCGAUCAGGCACAGGAAUAAUAAUGGACUGGCUCCGCCUGGUGUUACCGCGCAUCAAAUAUCUCUCGAUCAAAUGUAAUUCAUUAGAAGUUGCAUGGAUCAUCAUGAGUCGUUUAAGGGCAGCCCCAAUGGAGAAUCUGGAGACCUACAAAAUGAAGUUUGGCACUACAUUCGUAUCCUUUGACUCGACCAUACCGCUACUACCCACACUACGCUUUCGUAUACUGGCUAGCGGACAUGAAGAACAGUUCGCACAGGUAACGGACAAUUUGCUCCCAAGAUUGACGCGGGCCACAUAUUCUGGGAUCCCAGUCUCAUGGCCUCAAUGGUCUUUAACGCGGCUGACAUCCUUAACGAUUAAUUUCAUGGCCUUGAAUAACCGACCUUCGAUGGAUACGCUGAAAAACAUCCUUACAAUCAACGGAGAAACUCUGGAAAAGCUCGAAAUCAAAGGCGCCAUUCAGCGGUUUGGGAGGCUACCCGACGUGGACGAGUUGCCGUCGAACUUGCCUAGGCUCAUUGACCUUACGCUCGGUUAUUUAUCCCAGCAGGAAGCUAUAACUUUUCUCCUUCACUUCGAGACACCUGCGCUGAAGCAUCUCAAGCUAUGUGACGUCUCUCGCUCAAUUCUCGCUCGGCCCCGGCCCCGACGCUUGAACAAUCAGGAUUUCCAGAACAUGGAUGCCCUUCGACCCUUUAGCAACUUUUCUUCAACGGAAAUUCUCGAACAUCUGGUUUAUGUCUGGGCCCCACAACUUCAACGAGUUGAAACGCUUGUACUUGAACAUUUUAGGCUACCACCCGUUUUCUCUGCCCUCUUGCAAGACGACGAUUUUUUGAACCAACAACGUUAUGACGGUCGUGUUUUUCUGGCUUACCGCAUGUUACAGACAUGUUUGCGCCUUCGAAGUCUCGUUCUCGUCAACCCGGAGGAGUGUCUCAUCCAUGCACUCAAUAUAUAUCCCGAUCCCGAUGAUCCCCGCCCGGCCCCUGUGCUUACUCGCCUGUGUCUUGCUUCAGCUCAUCGUGACCUCUUGAUUCUCUUUUUGAAGCAAAGGGCAGAAAGCCUUGCGGAAGAAAAGGGUUCGCAUGUUUUGGAUUACCUUGAAUUGGCGACGGCGGAACAAGAUGUGGAGCAUUUGUCGGAGAAUAUCGCAUCGAACUGUAUUGACAUGAGCCGUUUUGCGGAGAGUUCGCUGGUGACUGAAUGGCAGGGGAGCCUCACUACCUGA
Messenger RNA from Suillus bovinus, 1756 nucleotides. RefSeq lists its product as uncharacterized. The record is from RefSeq and is a predicted model, not a curated record. Gene Ontology annotation, molecular function: protein binding. Bases 164 to 1756 code for a protein of 530 amino acids. The transcript has a single exon. NCBI's taxonomy places the organism in Eukaryota, Fungi, Basidiomycota, Agaricomycetes, Boletales, Suillaceae.